Cavenderia fasciculata is the source of this 174-nucleotide messenger RNA. RefSeq lists its product as uncharacterized. The transcript has a single exon. Bases 1 to 174 code for a protein of 57 amino acids. The record is from RefSeq and is a predicted model, not a curated record. NCBI's taxonomy places the organism in Eukaryota, Evosea, Eumycetozoa, Acytosteliales, Cavenderiaceae.
AUGAAAAUGAAUAAUGAUAAUAUAGAAGAAGAAUUCAAUGAUAAAUUGAAUGUUAAAGGUGAAGAAGUUAAAGAUGAAGAUAGAGUCAAAGAACAACAACAAGAAGGAACAACAUCGACAGAGGAAAAGAAAGAAAAAGAAAUAAUUAAAGAAAAUAAAAGAAGUAACAUCUGA